UUAUAAGAAUACCUUAUGACUGUUACUCUUUAUACCAAUUCUGCAUCACAUUCUGUUAAAGAGUCCUGUUACUUUUCCCUCUCAGCGGUUUUGCGAGUGGCUGGUUCCCUGCAGAAGAGCACGGAAGUGAUGAAGGCCAUGCAGAGUCUGGUGAAGAUCCCAGAAAUCCAGGCCACCAUGAGGGAACUAUCCAAAGAAAUGAUGAAGGCUGGCAUCAUAGAAGAAAUGUUAGAGGACACUUUUGAAAGCAUGGAUGAUCAGGAAGAAAUGGAAGAAGCAGCAGAAAUGGAAAUUGACAAAAUUCUGUUUGAAAUCACAGCAGGGGCCUUGGGCAAAGCACCUAGUAAAGUGACCGACGCCCUUCCAGAGCCUGAACCUCCAGGAGCGAUGGCGGCAUCAGAAGAUGAGGAGGAGGAGGAAGAGGCCCUGGAGGCCAUGCAGUCCCGUCUGGCCACACUCCGCAGCUAGGGUCCGCCCCGCUGGGCCCUCGGGCUCUUUCCCAGCCCACCUGCCAGGAGCGGGUACACCCCUCUGAAGCAGCACCAUUUUAUGUACCUCUUGCACUACACCUCUAAAUGAGGCACUGCAUUCUGAGAAGGUUCUCUGCUCCUAUCUUUUCACUCUUUGCAGAGGUUGUGGGAUCUCAACAGGAUUGUCCUUGAGAGGUGGGGUUAUAAAUGCAUCAUUUUCAGGAAUAUAAACAGAAGUAUCUUUUGGAGGAAAGGGCAAAGGAAUCUGUCUUCUCCCGAAGCACUUCUGAGGAUAGAGUUGACUGCCUGAAUGUUGAGGACUCUACCGUUUUUUGUCCCUAAAACACUAUUAUAUAAAAUGGAUUUUAAUAAAUUUCUGCUUUAACACUUGG
Leptonychotes weddellii (Weddell seal) is the source of this 862-nucleotide messenger RNA. NCBI's taxonomy places the organism in Eukaryota, Metazoa, Chordata, Mammalia, Carnivora, Phocidae. The record is from RefSeq and is a predicted model, not a curated record.